AUGAACAACCAAGACCUAAUUAAUAAUUUAAUGCCUUUAUCAGAUCAAUGGCCUGCUAUGAUAGCCGCCCUCCAGCAAGCCCAAUCCUUGGACUCCGAGAAUGCGGCCUUGAGGAAAGAGAAGAGGAAGCUUGAGAUUGAGUUGGCCCAGCAACGUUGGACCACGUAUUCAGCAGACUUGUCCUUCGAUAUGCAGCUUUUUACGCCUCAUCAGAGAUAUGUUACUCCUGAGGAUACCAGGCGCUUGCACCGAGAAGCCGCCAGCUACGUGUGCCGGGUCCCUAGAUGGGACGUAAUUCUGGAGAAAAUCCACCAUUACCCGGGCUUGACGGAGCAAUGGUUGUGCAUGGAGCGAAUGGUCUCUAUACCGGUCGGAGAGGGGCACGAUUGGGGAUGCGCGGAAGAAUGCGUGGGCAAGAGCUGUAUGCUGUUUAUGGCUACGGACAAGCUGGAGGACGGGCCCAACCCGGCGAUGGUACUCAAGUACAAGGGAGACUGA
Messenger RNA from Drepanopeziza brunnea f. sp. 'multigermtubi' MB_m1, 498 nucleotides. RefSeq lists its product as uncharacterized. NCBI's taxonomy places the organism in Eukaryota, Fungi, Ascomycota, Leotiomycetes, Helotiales, Drepanopezizaceae. The record is from RefSeq and is a predicted model, not a curated record.